UACAGUAUUUUCCGGGUGCAUUUGGAUAAUACACGUAUAGAGGUUUUUGAUUUGGACCCGUUCAGGUUGAAAGGAUGAAGCCCAAGAAGAAUGAAUGGCCUCGGAAAAAAUAUUGAAAUGAUAUGGUAAUUUGAGGCUGGUGGUAGCUCUAUUUUGCUUCCACAACUCGGCCCCCUAUGGUGAGGCUACAGCCCAGAGAUGGCUCACUCGCAGGCCGGUUUCCAAAACGGUGAAAGACGGUCGAGCAGCAAUGACAGUGCUUGGAAUGGGUCCCCCACCUCCAGCCAAAGAGCUCACUCCGCUUCUGUCUGCUCAAAUCCUCUCUGGACUGCGGUGUUUGAUUACGAAGCCAGCGGGGAGGAUGAGCUUAGUCUGCGGCGGGGGGAUGUGGUCGAGGUGCUUUCAAAGGACGCUUCCAUCUCCGGUGAUGAAGGCUGGUGGACUGGCAAAAUCAACCAUCGGGUCGGGAUAUUCCCCUCCAAUUAUGUUACCUACAAACCCGCCAUAUACCAUAGAUCAAGCAGUGUUGUGGGAGUGGACAAUGGUGGACGGAGCUCCCCUGUAGAGAUCAGUUUUAGCGAGCUGACGCUGGAAGAAAUAAUUGGGGUCGGAGGGUUUGGCAAAGUGUACAGGGGAACGUGGAUAGAGCAGGAGGUAGCCGUAAAGGCAGCGCGGUAUGACCCGGACGAGGACAUCACUGCCGCAGCAGCCAGCGUGAAGCAGGAGGCAAAACUCUUUUCAAUGCUGCAACAUCCCAAUAUCAUUAAACUCGAAGGGGUUUGCCUUCAGGAACCCAAUCUGUGCCUUGUAAUGGAAUAUGCCCAAGGAGGGACCUUGAAUCGGGCUUUGGCUGGGCGCAGAAUACCUCCCCACAUCCUGGUUAACUGGGCUGUACAGAUAGCCAGAGGCAUGCACUACCUACACGAAGAAUCAGUUGUGCCCAUCAUUCACCGGGACCUCAAAUCCAGCAAUAUACUGUUAAUUGAAAAAAUAAAAAAUGACGACAUAGGCAAAAAGACCUUGAAGAUCACAGACUUUGGCUUGGCCAGAGAAUGGCAUAAAACAACCAAGAUGAGUGCUGCUGGAACAUACUCUUGGAUGGCUCCAGAAGUGAUCAAGUCUUCGCUAUUUUCUAAAGGCAGUGAUGUCUGGAGUUAUGGGGUGUUGCUAUGGGAGCUACUGACAGGAGAGGUGCCUUAUCGUGGAAUUGAUGGUCUUGCUGUUGCCUAUGGAGUGGCAGUCAACAAAUUAACCCUUCCCAUUCCAUCCACUUGCCCGGAACAGUUUGCCAAGCUUAUGGAAGAAUGCUGGGAGCAGGACCCCCACAUCCGGCCAUCUUUCACUGCCAUUCUCGAACAGCUUACUGCCAUUGAGGAAGAAGUCAUGGCAACGAUGCCCCAAGAAUCGUUCCACUCCAUGCAGGAUGACUGGAAGGUGGAGAUAAAGGAAAUGUUUGAUGAGCUCAGGACAAAGGAGAAGGAACUGCUCUCUCGGGAAGAGGAGCUCACCAGGGCAGCCCUUCAGCAGAAGUCUCACGAGGAGCUUCUGAAGCGGCGGGAGCAGCAGCUAGCGGAGAGGGAGAUCGAUGUUCUGGAGAGGGAGCUCAACAUCCUCAUCUUCCAGCUCAACAAGGACAAGCCCAAUGUCAAGAAGAGGAAGGGCAAGUUCAAGCGCAGCCGCUUAAAGCUGAAGGAUGGCAACCGGAUCAGCUUACCUUCAGAUUUUCAGCACAAAAUCACUGUUCAGGCUUCCCCCACGAUGGACAAGAGAAGAAGUUUAAACAGCAAUAGUUCUAGCCCACCAAGCAGCCCCACACUCAUUCCACGUCUCAGAGCGAUACAAUUGAAUUCAAAAACUGACAUUGUCAGUGGCCAGAGGAACAGUAUGUAUGUGUACCAUCAAGAUGUGGAUAUCACAAGUGAAUGUGAACCUACCAGGGUUAGGAAAAAAGUAACUUUGGAUGAAAGCAAUAGAACAUGGGGAAGGAGCACAAUUUACAAACCAGAAGAAUUUGAAGAUGUCCAAAAAGUUUUUAAAAAGAAGGGGCGUACAUGGGGACCAAGUUCUAUUCAAACAAAGGAUCGGGCCAAUGGUGCCGAAAGGAUAAGGCCAUUAUCAGAUGGCAGCAACCCGUGGUCCACUAGUUUGAUGAAAAACCAGACGUCUGUGCCUUUAGCUGCACUGUUUGUGGAUCAGGGGGCAUCUCCAGAAGAGAUUUGUUCAUCUGAAGGCAUUGACAACGGCCGACCAAAGCAACUAAAGUUCUGUAAUCAGGUGUAUAUCGAUCUACCUCUUUGGAAAGAUGAACAGGGGGAGAACAGAGGAGGCAGCAAAAGCAUGGAGGAAGCAACUCCCGUCAGCUCAGCUAGCAGCACACCUCAAGUCACUCCAACAAACAGUCUGAAACGAGUGACACUGAGAAAGAAAACGGACAGUGUGCUGUACGGGUGCGCCAUGCUCCUCGCUUCAGUUGGCUUGGGUUUCGAUAUCCGCGAUGCGAACAAUAGGCCCCAGUCCAUGGAAGAGCCUGUGGUCAAGGAGGAAAAGAAAAAGAGGGAGGGGAUAUUCCAGAGAGCCACCCGGUUCCAUCGGAGUACAAGUCCUCCCGACAGAAUGAGUUUGAAAAAAGAUGACGGCAACAUUCCAUCUCUGGGCCCUCCCUCCGGUUCAGAUAAUUUCCUUUCCAUGUCUUCCAUUUCAGAAUGCAACUUCACAAAGUGUUUGGUUCAGGAUAAUUCCAAAGAAGCAAGUACAUACAGUUUGUAUUUGAAGGAAGGGUCGUCAAAUGAAAACGGCAACAGCGAACACAAGCACAAGGAGUCUGGUUCACCCAAGGUAUUGAAGAACAGGGCCUUCAGUAGCAUGUCAGAAUGGAAUUCCGACCUUCAGUCGCCUGACUCUGAGAACAACAUUGUUUUGCAACACAAGCAAACAAUGUCGGUGGGAAUUGCAAUUCAGAAUUACACUAAUGGCACAUCCAGCUUGCAAAGGGAUCCAACAGUAUACCCCCAGAUUCCUAAUCCUGAAGCAGUGUAUCCAGCCUCUGUGCUGAGAAGAAACCACAAGAGAGAUGUCACACCCGAAAGGCAUCUCUCUGGAGACUAUACCUCUAGGCCUCGGCCUCUGUCCCUUAAAAGUAAAGCCCACCCCUGCCAUCUUGUCCGAAACAAGAGCUCAUCAGCAGGACCUUUCUCAGGAGAGAAAGCAGCACAAAAUAUUAACUAUUUGCUUGCUGCUGAAGGAAAAGCUGGCUGUCACACUGCCCCUGCUGCCUGCUCUUUACUGGACAUUGAUAUGGAAGGACAGAAAGGGGACUGCACUGUACCCCUUUGCAGAAUUCAGAGCAAACCUGCCAGAUCUACAGUAUAUGAACUGGAGAAGGAGUCAUUGUCUUAGCAAUUUGUGAUGGAAAACAAAGAUGUUUGUUCUAGCACAUUAGUGUUUCUUAAUGAAAGCCACUCUACUACUCUACUACUAAACUGGAACCUUCACCAGGCAGCAGGUUGACUUUCAGUUCAUACAGGUACUUCAUAAAGAUAAUUUAUGUCAAUUCUGAUACGGCUAAGUUGUAGUUUGCUGGAGCUUUAUUUGCU
Messenger RNA from Polyodon spathula (Mississippi paddlefish), 3593 nucleotides. RefSeq names its product mitogen-activated protein kinase kinase kinase 21-like. The transcript is spliced from 12 exons. NCBI's taxonomy places the organism in Eukaryota, Metazoa, Chordata, Actinopteri, Acipenseriformes, Polyodontidae. The record is from RefSeq and is a predicted model, not a curated record. Bases 199 to 3396 code for a protein of 1065 amino acids. Gene Ontology annotation, molecular function: JUN kinase kinase kinase activity; ATP binding; protein binding. Gene Ontology annotation, biological process: protein phosphorylation.